AAAAUGUGAAAAUGCGAGAGAUUUUAUUCCGGCAAAAAUAAAUAAUAAAAACGCAAACAUGGCAUUGUUCAUGAAGCAAAACUUCUCCCCACCGCUGCUGUCAAGGAAAUGGGUUGCCAUAAAAUUUAGGCCUAAUGUGUUGCUGUACAGCCGGGAGCAGAUCGUCUGUAUAUUAGAGAGCGGUCUGCUGUUCCGAGAGGACAGUGCCACCGUCGAGCAGGAAUGCCCGCCUCCUGAAAAGGUGUGGGCGGCGGCGGGCGGCGGCGGGUGGGGGUGGUGCACGCGCGGGGAGCGGGGCGCGGCGCUGCUGGCGGCGGGCGCGUGUGUGCUCGCCUUCCCGCCCAAAACGUUAUCCCGCGGCGCGCUGGGCCGCGUGGCCUGCAGCCUCGCGUGCGGCGUGUUAGCCCGCGGCCUGCUCCGCCACCGCGCGCGCGCGCUGUCCCGCCUGCCCGCGCUCUGUGACGUCAUGCGCCGGUAUCUAGCGCUCGCGAGACGAGCACAGGCCUGCGUGAGGGACAACGCGUGCCAUAACACACUGGGCUCGGUGUCGCAAGCGCUGCAGGCCACACACGAGCUGCUCUGCCGCCAGCAAGCGGCCCUGGCGACGCUCAUGUCGCGCGCGUCGGUCGCGUUGCUAGGCAACGCGCCGUGGCUGAGGGACGACCUGGCCUGGGCCGAGCUGCCGGAUGCCACGGAUCCUGUGCAGAAAAUCCACCACGCGUUCCUAGUGGUCCAGUCCACUUUGCUGAAGCACAUCGCAAUGGCACACUUUACACAGCCCUCGCACACCCAACACGUCUAUAAGAAUCACAACGAACGGCUGUACUGGAUACACACUGUACUGUUACAACACCUCCUUGAAGAGUUCGAAGAAAACUAUGAAGCUUUGGACCGUAUGUAUAGAAUAUUCAAGAAUUAUGGCACCAAAGAUGUAGAGCGGAAAAGCUUUCCUGUUAACGAUAGGUGGUUGUACUCUGAGGUACAUAGCGGAGUCGCUAGAACUUGUCUAGACUUAAAAAUGGCGCUUGAAAAAUGUACCAAUCUAGACAUGUUUCUAGACUCCUGUGCUAUUAAUAACCAGGAGCUAGAUUUAGAUGUGCUUAAUGAAGAUAUUGAUAAUCUAAUUGAUGAAUUAGCUAAGUGUUUAAAUACUAUGCAGAACUCUCAAAUUAGGUUGAAGAAGUUACAAAGAAAAUUCAAUGUUCAAGAAGAGAGGAAGGAAGAAAGUGUAUCGGAAGAGGAAGUGGUUUUGAGAAUAGAAGAUAAACCGGUUGAAGCUAAAGAUGAAGUAUUCUAUCUGCUCAAAACUGAGGAAGAUAAUGAAAGGGAAGAUAUGGCAGAUGUGACGACAGCCCCGGGCAAGAAAGAGAGAGAAGCAACGAAGUUUAUGCUGAACGAGUUAAAGAGGAAACUAGUGAAGAGAGAAGACGUUAUGCGAGAGAGGGAGAGGCAAGCUUUAGUCAAAACUAUGCCUGAAUUGAAAGAUGUUCCUGAAUUUCCGAGACAAAUGGAGGAGUAUACAGACAAGAAGGGGUUUAUAAAGAAAAUAAUCAAAGACGGUAAUAAGGACAGACUGUUCAAAGAUUAUAAAAUAGGUUCUAAGACUAAACGUAAAAGGAAAUAUAAGUUUAAUGUGAAUAAAUAUGAAAGCGAAUCUGAAAUUAAAGACACAUUAGAAGCGAACGCUAAAUUAAGCGCUAAAAGUAAAAUAAUAAGCAUUUCUAGUAAGAAUAAAGAAUUGAUACUCACGAAAUGGAAUAAAAAAGGAUCUAAACCUGGAUCCAGCUAUUCCUCAGAGAAAGAUACUGAAGGAUCUUUCAGUCAAGCGUUCAAUAAUACUGUCAAUAACGCUGUCAAUAAAACAAUCAACGAGGCUGUCAAUAAACUACAUACAAAACCGGAAUCGAGCUACUCAUCUGACAAAGAAUCCGAAGCCCAAGCUGUCAAUAAUACUGUCAAUAAAUCUAUCGAUAAAACAGUAAAUCAAGCAAACAAUCAAAUAAAAUUCACAAAAAAAGACUUAGAUUUCUCCACAUCAUCUGAAAGCGAUUACGACCACGAACACCAGAUGGCGUUGUUGAAAGACAUAAGAAGGCAUAGAGUUGCCAGGAAAAAAAAUCAUCCUGUCAAACGCGUGUCCAUAGACAUUGUAGACGAGAGUUUGAAGCCCAUAGAGUACAGUUUUGGGACUGGUAUGGCUAUGGCGUCGGUGUUGCAAGUUAAUAAUUUGAAAAUAAUGCCCAAUAUGGGGGCUGAGGAGGUUUUUAUUGGGGAUGGGGAGGUAUCUAAUGAUAGCGGGAACGAUGAAGAUGCUUAAUUUUGUCUGAUGGAUUUAUAGCAAUUAAAAAAUAAGAUGUUAAGAAUAAAACUUAUGGUUUAACAAGGGAUUAACCAUGGAAAAUGGAAGAAUAAUGCUCUUAGCGCCACUUGCACCGUCCCACUAAUUCGAGGUUAACCGGUUAACCCUUUACCAGGCUAAGGGCGACUUGCACCAUUCACUAACCCGGGGUUAACAGGUUAAACCUGGAGUGUCACCAUUGUUACCAGUACAAUUUGACACUAGCUUAACGGUUUAACCAGUUAACCCCGGGUUAGUGAGAUGGUGCAAGUGGGCCUAAGGGAUAUAUAUUUCCCGCAUACGGCACUUCAAACAUGUGUUCUAUUUCCGAUGAGUAAGAUUGACAUUCGAUUGUCAUUUUUGAACUGUCGGCCUGGUAAAGCGUUAAACCGUUAAUCCAGUGUCAAAUUGUACUGGUAACCAUGGUAACUCCAGAUUUAACCGGUUAACCCCGGGUUAGUAGAAUGGUGCAAGUGGCCCUUAGAUAGCGCCAUCGCCACUUGCACCAUCCCGCUAACCCAGAGUUAAACCGUUAACCCUGUGUCAAAUUGUACUGGUAACCAUAUGUGGUAACUCCAGUUGAAUCGGUUAACCCCGGGUUAGAGGGAUGGUGCAAGUAGCCCUCAAAAAGUAUGAUAGUGUUGUGAGGGUUUCGAUGCACGAAAGUCUAACUUACAGUGCGACAUAGAAUAGUAGAAAUUAAAUAAUUGUAACUAUAAAAAAUCCACUAUAGUUCGUUUUUUUUAGCAUUAGAAAGAACUUGAAAGAAGGUAAGCGAUCUUGGCAUGCCUUUUAACUGAAAAACGCUUUUUAAAAAUCAAUAACUAUUACUUUUAUGAAAGCAGAAGAAUAUAAAUGAUCGUAUUAGAUUCAUAAUUGUUACAUAUUUGCCGUAACUUAUUUUUAAAACGUGUUUUUUAAUUAAAAGACACAUCAAGAUUCUUUACCUAAUUUCUAAUGCUAAAAAAACGAAGUAUAGAUUGUUGCCAUGUUUAAGCAUUUUACGUCAAAAAUGUGACAGUUACGUAGGAUGUGGCGCCCUCAAUUUUCUACAAUUUCUUGUCUAACCUACUAUCAUAGAGAAAUAUAUAGUAAGACAAGAGUGCUCACUCCAUACAUCAGUUUUGGUACCACAAAUAUUAGUAUUUUCAUAGUCGACAUCUAGCGUCGAGUAGCGGAAUUAUCAGUAAAUUUGUAUGAACCGUUACAAAACUGACACACAAAAUUUGUAUAUAAAACUGCCGGCCUAGCCAAGCUGACAACCGCUAUCGCUUCGAAAACGAAACGCUAUGUGUCACUAUCACUCUUCCAUAUUAAGGGGUAUCCAGACGGGACUGACGAAAUCAGUUGAUUUCUUCAGAAAAAUAAAUGGUCAAUCUCAUCUAGCCACACGUACACAAAUUAAAUCACCAAUUUGCAUUCUACUAUGCAAAUUGGCAUUUUUGUGUCCGCACCUGCUGAUGUGAUCGGGGAAUCAAAUUGCUAUUUGCGUCCGCACGGCCCUGUUCGAUCGGAGAAUUUCAUCAGAUUGGCGAAAAAUUGUCUCGUCUGGAUACAAUACGCACCCAAUCCUUAUGCGCACUGCCAAGGAGUGGAAUUCCUCGCCGGCGUCUAUAUUUCCGUGUUCUUAUAACCCGGCAACCUUCAAAUCAAGAGUGAACAGGCACCUUCUGGGCGAGCUCGCUCCAUCGUAGGCCACGUCUACGCCUCGGCUAGUCUGUGGCCAUGAGUAAGCCCAUUCAUAAUAAAAAAAAAGAAAAAAAACCAGUGCGACAGUGACCAUUGCGUUUCGAUCGCUACGGGGCGAAAGCGAUUGGCGUGUUGGCUACGCGGCCUGGGGACACUUUUUUCUUUGUCUCAUUCAAUAGUACUAGUGAUUCUGAGGCUAAAUAACCCAAAAGUUGAUGGUUUUUCGAAAUAAAGUAAAUGGUACCAUUUUUUCUGAAAACCCCCUAAAAUGCUUUUUAAUUAAAAAAAUCAAUGUGCAAUGGCCUUAGGCCGAGUGAAAUCAUCAAUUUUAUUAAAACUUAAUUUAAAAUCCAAAUACUUAAUAUUUUCAAUUAUGAUUGUGAUGUUUGUGCUUUUUUAGUCAGUAUCGAAGUACUGUGAUUAUUAUAAUAAAUAAUAACUGACAAUUGUAUUU
Messenger RNA from Cydia fagiglandana, 4481 nucleotides. RefSeq lists its product as uncharacterized. Bases 59 to 2317 code for a protein of 752 amino acids. The record is from RefSeq and is a predicted model, not a curated record. NCBI's taxonomy places the organism in Eukaryota, Metazoa, Arthropoda, Insecta, Lepidoptera, Tortricidae. The transcript has 7 exons.